Molecule: messenger RNA, 1293 nt
Organism: Rasamsonia emersonii CBS 393.64
Lineage: Eukaryota; Fungi; Ascomycota; Eurotiomycetes; Eurotiales; Trichocomaceae
Product: Acetyl-CoA C-acetyltransferase
Exons: 3
Coding region: 1-1293 (430 amino acids)
Biological process (GO): fatty acid beta-oxidation
Molecular function (GO): acetyl-CoA C-acetyltransferase activity
Source: RefSeq, a predicted model, not a curated record
AUGCACGCUCCUACCAGAGCGACCGCUCGCCUGGCCCUCCACGCCCGCCACCUCCCGUCGCAACGGGCUUUCAGCACCUCCCGUGCUGCGGCCAAGGAAAUCCAGGAGGCAUACAUCCUCAGCGCAGCUCGUACUCCCACUGCAAAGUUCAAUGGCUCCUUUGCCUCCCUCUCGGCUCCCGAGUUGGGCGCCGUCGCCAUCAAGGCCGCCAUCAGCAAGUCGAAUGUUCCUAAAGAAAAGAUAACGGACGUUUACAUGGGCAACGUUCUCCAGGCCAACAUCGGCCAGUCGCCAGCUCGCCAAGCGGCUAUCUUCGCGGGCCUGUCCCCUAACGUGGAGGCGGUGACGAUCAACAAGGUGUGCGCGUCGGGAUUGAAGGCCGUGGUAUUGGCGGCCCAGAACAUCCAGCUGGGACUGGCAGAAGCCCAGGUGGCCGGAGGAAUGGAGAGCAUGACCCGCGUGCCCUACUAUCUUCCGCGCUCGAGCCAACUGCCACCGUUUGGAGACGUCAAGCUCGAGGACGGUCUGAUCAAGGAUGGAUUGUUGGAUGUGUACAACCAGUUUCACAUGGGUAUCUGUGCCGAGAAGACGGCUGCGAAGUACGGUAUCACCCGGGAGGAACAGGAUGAGUACGCCAUCCAGUCAUACCAGCGCGCCCAGCAAGCUUGGAAGGAGAACAAGUUUGCCGAUGAGAUCGCCCCUGUGACUGUGAAGAGCAAGAAGGGAGAGACGGUCAUCUCGCGUGACGAGGGGUAUGAGAGCCUGCAGAUCGACAAGCUGAAGGCCUUGAAGCCAGCCUUCCUGAAGGAUGGCACGGGGACCGUCACAGCCGGAAACGCGUCGACCCUGAAUGAUGGUGCAUCCGCCUUGGUCCUGGGUAGCAGGGACAUUGCUCGUCAGUACGGCACGGGCAACAGAGCACUCGCACGGAUUGUCGCACAUGCAGAUGCAGCCCUUGACCCGGUUGAUUUCCCUGUGGCGCCAGCCAAGGCUGUGCCGAUUGCGUUGGAAAGGGCGGGCAUCACAAAGGAUCAGGUAGCCGUUUGGGAGUUCAACGAGGCUUUUGCAGCGGUCAUCAAGGCCAACGAAAAGAUCCUCGGACUGCAAAACGCCCGCGUCAACCCGCUUGGUGGCGCCAUCUCUCUGGGUCACCCUCUCGGCAGCUCCGGAUCACGCAUUCUGACGACACUGCUUCACCAACUUCAGCCGGGCGAGUACGGUGUCGCAGCCAUCUGCAACGGAGGCGGCGCGGCGACAGCCUUGGUUGUGCAGAAACUGGACAGGGUCGAGUAA